Acipenser ruthenus (sterlet) is the source of this 3745-nucleotide messenger RNA. Its product is annotated as N-arachidonyl glycine receptor-like. The record is from RefSeq and is a predicted model, not a curated record. Gene Ontology annotation, molecular function: G protein-coupled receptor activity. NCBI's taxonomy places the organism in Eukaryota, Metazoa, Chordata, Actinopteri, Acipenseriformes, Acipenseridae. Gene Ontology annotation, biological process: positive regulation of Rho protein signal transduction; phospholipase C-activating G protein-coupled receptor signaling pathway. Gene Ontology annotation, cellular component: membrane. The transcript is spliced from 2 exons. The coding region runs from base 1753 to 2742 and encodes 329 amino acids.
CUCUUUACUGCUCACCACAAGAGGGGACUUCCGCAGUCUGAACUAGCUAUUUCUUUUAAAAUGUACACCACAAAAACGGAAAUCAAACAUGAAAUAUGUUUUUGGACCGAUGAACGCAAUUAGUUUUAUUCAACUUCUGUUCCACACAUCUUAAAAGAACUGGAAGGAAACACAGGGGCUGCAAAGAAGUCACAGUAACAGACUGACUGCUCGAAAUAUCCACUCGCAUCACUUCCUCAUACCCUGUGUGUUAUUUUUUUUGUUCUACUGCACUUUGAUUAGGUACAGAGGGAACUUAACAUACAUCUUCUGAAGACAUUCCGAUGUGCAUUUCACUGCUCGGUAAGUAAAAAAAAAACCCUUAAGGUAAGAAAUUACUGCUUUAUCAUUUCAACACCAUGUGAAUUACUAAAGAGACAUGAGGGGUCUGGUCUUUAAAGCUAAAGAAGCGAAAUGUGAUCCACUUUCUGAUGUUACAAUAACUAUCAGUACACUGAAGAAGAAAUUAGCUGAGACAAAUGCUUACUUGUCUUCUUAUAAGUUUUACAGUUAUUGUUAGACAAUACAAUUAUACGUAUUCACAUUUUUUUGUGUGUUCUGUCUCAUUUCUCUUUUCUGCAGCAAUGACUACAGCAAGAGUUUCUGAAUGACAAUCUGCUAUCAGAUUUUAGAAUAUAUUCUAAAGCUAGCCACAAACCAGUUAAUAUAAACUAUAAAAUAAAAAAAACUGAAAUCAUGAAAAAAUUCCAUAAGUGAGAUAAAGUAUACGUGAAGUAUUAAGUGGAACACAACAGUAUUUGAUUCACUUUUCAUACCUAAUGUUAAACAUAUAGAUAGUAGUAAAUUACCAGUAUGCCAGUUUUUUACAGAAACCUUGAAGAAUGGCAAAACUGUUUGUAACAUACACAUGUACAUUCCAAAUACAGCAGCUGUUGUAAGGCUUGCAAGUUAUAUAUGGCAUGUACAGCAUUAUAAAGAAAUGUCCUUCUAUAGAUAUUUCAAUAUUUAAAAUUCAAUAUUUACUGACAAUUAUUUUCAGUCAUAUGAUGAUACUUGCGUUUAUAAAAAAAAAAAAGAUCCAAUUGCUGCCUCACAACACAGUAUAUGUAUUUAUUUUAUUAUAUUAUAUGUGUGCAGCUUUGUGUUGAAACUGGUCUAACGCUUUUACUCAUACAUAAUGCUGUAUUAUCUGCCGUCUUCCUUUGGGAAGCAUUUGAUUACAUUAUUAAAAACACCUUCUUGAGGACUGGAAAUUGAGAGUGGCAACCAUUUGUGCUGAAAGCAAUUAACAUCCCACAGUGGAAGAGACAUUUUUUACACCACCCUCCCACAUGUGAACAUGAAUCAAAAUGAAACCUAUAAAAUACUGACUUCAUAUUACAGGCUGACUGAUUUUCAGGUUUUAGGGAAUCAAGCAGCAGCCAAGAAAGCUUGAAAUGUCUACAGGGUGUAAUUAAUGCAUUCUGUAUUCAUUUCUGUGUAAAGCUUGGACAGGGGUGGUGUGGGAUUGCAAUUACUGCAAAACAUUCAGGACUUGUUUUUAGUAUUAAACUUGCAAGAAACUGCUUAGAACAAUAAUCAGACUGCUCCUGCCUACAACAGUUAUUUAUUGUCUUUGCCUUGAAAUUGAACAGUGUUGCCCAUGACCACAUUUUGGCUCCAAAGCUAGAACUUCACCAGAUGAGUUACAGUAAAGGAGCCUCUCCUCUGGUCCUAAUGUGCAGGGUCAUGUCGUGAAGAGAACCAUCUACAAUGAGCUUCAACAGGUCUUACAGUAUUAUGUCUGCAGAAACUGAGCCCAACGAAUACAGAAUAACUGCCUUGGUUUUCUAUAGUUCUAUUUUUACAAUUGGAAUAAUUGUAAACAUCACAGCAUUAUGGGUCUUUGGCUUGACCACAAAGAGGAGAAACUCUGUGACUGUAUACAUGAUGAACGUGGCCUUAGUGGACCUGAUUUUUAUUAUGGUUCUGCCUUUCCACAUGGUUUACUAUGGCAAGAACUACUGGCCCUUUGGAGACAUUUUCUGCCGGGUGACAGCCGCCCUGACUGUCUUUUAUCCCUGCAUCGCACUCUGGCUUUUUGCUUUAAUCAGCGCUGAUCGAUACGUGGCUAUUGUGCAGCCCAAGCACUCCAAGGAGCUGAAGAAUGUAAGCAAAGCCGUGAUCUCCUGCGCUGGUAUCUGGAUAAUGACUCUGGGCAGCACGGUGCCAGUGCUCACUUCAGAAAACGACCCUGACGCUUUCUCCAACUUCACCACCUGCCUGAAAAUGCGUGACAUCAUACACUUAAAACAUUCCAACCCUGUGAACUUCAUCCGUCUCAUCUUCUUUUUUCUUGUCCCUAUUUUCAUCAUGAUCGGAUGCUACUCAGUUAUCGUCGACAACCUCAUUCACGGGCGGACUUCCAAAUUGAAGCCCAAGGUGAAAACGAAGUCCAUUAGGAUCAUCAUCACCCUGAUUGUUCAAGUGAUUGUUUGCUUUGUCCCCUUUCAUAUCUGCUUUGUCUUCCAAUUACUGGAGAACAGUGGCAAUGAUUACAGCGCCUGGGGGGCCUUCACCACCUUCCUUAUGAACCUGAGCACCUGCCUUGAUAUUAUCUUAUACUACAUAGUGUCAAAACAAUUCCAGGAUCGAGUCAUCAGUGUCAUUCUGUACCGCAACUACCUGCGCAGCGUCAGAAGGAAGAGUUUCCGCACCGGCAGCAGCCGGUCACUCAGCAACAUUAACAGUGAAAUGAUUUAAGGGGCCAUCAUUUUUAAAUCUUAGAUUUACAUUUUUUAAUCAUUUGUAAAUAUUGUUUCACUUUGCGUCAACUUGUUUGAGAUCUGUGGGCAUUGGUGUAUCUGAGCUGUGCUCUGGAUCACUGUCUUGUUUAUUCUCAUACGCAUCAACAGAGAAUUGGUAGAACUGUACCAGAUCUCCUUCCAAAUACCGUAAGUCCCUUUGGGAUCAUGUGCAACCUACUAUACAACACUCUGUUUUAGACUUUUUAAAUAAUGGGCAAUAAUAUCACAGGGGAAUUGUAGAUAGGGGUGAUGAUUUUCCAUUUGAAAUGUGGAACAGUCCUGUUUUCUACACCAUUGCAUUCCAUUUCAGAAAAAGUUGAUUUCUAUUUAAGGAAAAUAUACAUUGUAUGCCUGAUUUGCAUCUGCUUUAUCUACAUGGUCUUAACUGAAGGCAUUUUGUCACAAAGUUAACUACGUACAUUUCAUAAAUAUAGCUAUGUCUUUUCUAUGAGCUACUGUAAUGAUAAUUUCCAAAAAAGCGUGUUGACAAAAAUGCAUCCCUUGCAAAAAUAUACAAUACAGCAACCAUACAGUUUGGGACAUAGUAAGUUUUAAUAAAGCAAUAUUUAUAAAAAAUGUGUUUUGUAGCACUGCUACUGCAAAGUUGCUGCGUUCAAAACCCUAUUAGUUGGCUACUGCAGUACAGCCACUCAUACCCUGCAUUACCUAAAAUUUUGAUCACUGUAAUACUUUUAUACUGACAUGACCAAUUUGAAACAUGCCACUGUAAAACAUCUUGUUAUUGUCUAAAUGAGGUGUUUAGCACAGCAGUAAUACACAUCUGAAGUCUCAUACAAUAGAACAAAUGACUUCUUAGUAACUUUUGCUUUAUACAAAAUAAAAUAUAUAUAUUUUUCAUAGCACUUAAUUCCACUUCAAAUAUUGAAUUCUAUGUUUGGCACUGAAAAUCAUCAGCCUUAUAUCUAUCCCAAGGUAAAACAAGUUGUGAUGCUUUUUUU